Molecule: messenger RNA, 1386 nt
Organism: Aspergillus versicolor CBS 583.65
Lineage: Eukaryota; Fungi; Ascomycota; Eurotiomycetes; Eurotiales; Aspergillaceae
Product: MmgE/PrpD family protein
Exons: 2
Coding region: 1-1386 (461 amino acids)
Molecular function (GO): lyase activity
Source: RefSeq, a predicted model, not a curated record
AUGGCAACCAAAAAGCUAGCCUCAUGGGCUCUGGCCCUUCAAUUCUCCAAUCUCACCCAGCCUGUAACCGACAUGGCAGUCAAGAGCAUCUAUAACUGGGCGGGUUGUGCCAUUGGCGGGUACGCGCUUCCACCAGCCGGCAUUGCCCUAGAGGCACUAUCCCCUCUACUCCCACAGCACUCUGGCAAUUGCUCAAUCCUGGGCUCAGACGCACUUGUCGAUGUCCAAACUGCAGCUCUGGUCAACGGUAUAGCAUCCCAUGUCGACGAUUAUGAUGACACACACGCCGACACCCCAGUGCAUCCAUCAGGACCUGUAGCAUCUGCGCUGCUCGCAAUGGCUGAGCUAAGAUCUCCAGUCUCCGGGCCGGAUUUCAUCACAGCUUUCGUGGCCGGUGUUGAAGCGGAAUGCAAGCUGGGGGUCGCUGUAUACCCUGAACAUUAUGAUAUUGGAUGGCACAUCACCAGUACGACCGGCUCGAUAGGAGCAGCCGUCGCCGUUGGUAAACUUUUGGGACUUGACCUCGAGCAACUGCAGCACGCCAUUGGCAUCGCGUCUGUCCAGGUUAUUGGCAUGCGUGAUUCCUUUGGCACCGAUACAAAGCCCUUCCAUGUUGGGCGUGCUGCGCAGUCCGGGAUCCAGGCUGCAGUCCUCGCACAGAAUGGGUAUGGAAGCAUGUUGGAGGGGCUGGAAGGAGAGUACGGCUGGGCGCAUGUCGUGAGUACGCGUCAGAACGUCACAAAGGAGCUCUCGACCCUCGGAAGCAUUUGGGAAAUCACCAAGAAUACUUUCAAGCCUUUCCCUUGUGAUCGGAUUAUCCAUGCCGCCAUUGAUGGGUGGAUUCAGAUCCAUGAUCAGGCAGUGAAGAAGGGUCUCCGCAUCGCUGAUAUAAAGAAUGCCACGGCGCGAGUGAACCCGAUUGUACUGUCCUUGACCGACAAUCAUGAUCCCAAAACGGGAUUGGAUGCGAAAUUCAGUGUUUACCAUGCUGGUGCCGUCGCACUGAUCUAUGGCGAGGCAACUCCAGCCCAGUUCACAGAUGAAGUUGUCAAAGACUCGGCCGUGAUAAGCCUUCGCGAUAAAGUCAGUGUCACAGCUGCCAAAGAGGUAAGUGAACAUGAAGCCUUUGUCGCUGUUGAAUUCGCAAAUGGAACAAAGCUGGAGAUCCAUGUUGAGCACGCUUUGGGAAGUGUCGAGAAGCCCUUGUCAGCUGAGCAGCUGAAAGAAAAGUUUCUAGAACAAGUGAGCGCUCAAAUCGGAGACAAACAGGCCGCUGCUGCAUUUAGUGCAUUUUCUCAGAUCGCAAAUAUGACAGAUGUGGGCAAGAUCGCGCGCAAGUUCAAACAGCACCCCCGCCUGUACAAAGAACUGAAUAGUUCUCCGUGA